AUGAGAAGAAUGUCCCCACUGCAGAACCUGAGACAGCACGGAUUCAGGUACAAAAAGGCAGUGGGGUGGUCCGUUACCUGGGUCAGGUUGGGCUUCCUUGACUACAGCCUCGAGCUCCCAGCUGUUUCAUCGGUGGCUCUGAUUCACAUACCCAGUCCUGCUGGAGUGUUUGCACAGUGCUCACGCUCAACAUCAACAGUGAUUAUUUUGCUUCAACAACUAAGAGCUGAGCGACAGAUAUGUUCUGGCCUGGUCUCCCUGAGUAAAACAAUGUGGAUUCUGAUUCUUCUCAUGUGUUCCCUGCCCGUUUCAGGUGCGUUGUGGGCAGAGAAAAAUGUAAAAGGAGUUGUGGGAAGAGCGAUCACAAUCGAUUGUCACUAUGCAGCAAGGUACCGCUCACACACAAAGUAUUGGUGCCAUGGGUGGACUCGCCAAUGUUCAGUUUUAGUGGAAAAAAAUGGGCAACCCGGACGGAGGGGAAGAACGUCAAUCACAGAUAACCCGAAACGAGGAAUAUUUACUGUUACUGUAGAGGAUCUUCACUCUGGAGAUACAGGAUGGUACAGCUGUGGAAUUUCAAACUGGGACUCCGAUCCAAUGUUUAACGUACAUCUACAAGUCUCUGACGAACCCGUGUCUGUUCCUGUGUUUGGAAUUCUGUCACCAGCUAAUGUCUCACGUCUCGGAGGCUCAGUGUCAGUGUCCUGUGAGUCUCUCCGGGGAUCCCUUCCCAUUCAGUACACAUGGUAUGAAAAGACCCCAUCUGUGGAUUCAAAGGUCUCGGACACCAGUAAACUGGAUCUACAUUGUCAAUCCUUCAAACACCGACACCAUCAAUAUUACUGCACAGCCUCAAAUAAUCGUGGAGCAAAAUCUAGUGAAAUGGUCAACGUGACGGUCUUCAAGACAACAGUGAACUGUAGUUAUGGGAUCGAAAUCAAUGGCACCGUUUCAGGUGGAUUGUGGGCAGAGAAAUAUGUGAGAGGAGUUGUGGGAAGAGCGAUCACAAUCGAUUGUCACUAUGCAGCAAUAUUCCACUCACACACAAAGUCUUGGUGCCGUGUACAGGGUCACCAGUGUACAGAGUUAGUGCAAAAAUAUGGACAAAAUGAUCAGUAUGCAAGAAGGUCAAUCACUGAUAACACGACACAAGGAAUAUUCACUGUUACAAUGGAGAAACUUGGUUCUGGAGAUACAGGAUGGUACAGAUGUGGAAUUACAACACCCGACAAACACCGAACGUUUGACGUACAUCUACAGGUAUCUGACGAACCCGUGUCUGUUCCUGUGCUCGGAUUUCAGUCACUGGCAAAUUGUGAGGACUCAGUGACCGUGACCUGUGAGUCUGUCCAGGGAUCCCUUCCCAUUACCUAUGCGUGGUAUGAAAAGACUCCGUCGGUGGUUUCUAGCAUCUCAAAUACCAGUAAACUGGAUCUACAUUUUCAAUCCUUGGAAGACCAACUUUAUCAGUAUUAUUGCACAGCCUCAAACGUUAAUGGAACAAAAUCCAGUGAAAUGGUCAAUGUGUUCAUCUGCAACAAUGUCAGUAACUGCAGAAAUGUGAUUAAAGUCAACAGCGUGGUUUCAGGUGCGCUGUGGGCAGAGAAAUAUGUGAGAGGAGUUGUGGGAAGAGCGAUCACAAUCGAUUGUCACUAUACAGAUUGGUACCGCUCACACACAAAGUAUUGGUGCCAUGGGUGGACUAUCGGAUGUUCAGUUUUAGUGGAAACAAACGGGCAACACGGACGGAGGGGAAGAGUGUCAAUCACAGAUAACCCGGCACGGGGAAUAUUUACUGUUACUAUGGAGGAUCUACACUCUGGAGAUACAGGAUGGUACAGCUGUGGAAUUGCAAAGCCUGUCUCCGAUCCACUGUUUUCCGUACAUCUACAGGUAUCUGACGAAGCCGUAUCUGUUCCUGUGCUUGGAUUUCUGUCACCAGCUAACGUCUCACGUCUCGGAGGCUCAGUGUCAGUGUCCUGUGAGUCUCUCCGGGGAUCCCUUCCCAUUCAGUACACCUGGUAUGAAAAGACCCCGUCUGUGGAUUCAAAGGUCUCGGACACCAGUAAACUAGACCUACAUUGUCAAUCCUUCAAACACCGACACCAUCAAUAUUACUGCACAGCCUCAAAUAAUCGUGGAGCAAAAUCUAGUGAAAUGGUCAGCGUGAUGGUUUCAAACACAACAGGGAACUGUAGUUAUGGGAUCGAAAUCAAUGGCACCCUUUCAGGUGUAUUGUGGGGAGAGAAAUAUGUGAGAGGAGUUGUGGGAAGAGCGAUCGCUAUCGAUUGUCACUAUGCAGCAAUAUUCCACUCACACACAAAGUCUUGGUGCCGUGUGUGGGGUCGCCAGUGUACGGAGUUAGUGCAAACACAUGGACGAAAUGGUCAGUAUGGAAGAAGGUCAAUCGUUGAUAACCCGACACGAGGAAUAUUCACUGUUACAAUGGAGAAACUUGGUUCUGAAGAUACAGGAUGGUACAGAUGUGGAAUUACAACACCUGACAAACACCCAAUGUUUGACGUACACCUACAGGUAUCUGACGAACCUGUGUCUGUUCCUGUGCUCGGAUUUCAGUCAGUGGCAAAUGCCUCAUAUUGUGAGGACUCAGUGACAGUGACCUGUGAGUCCAUCCAGGGAUCCCUUCCCAUUACCUAUGCAUGGCAUGAAAAGACUCCGUCGGUGGUUUCAAACAUCUCAAAUACCAGUAAACUGGAUCUACAUUGUCAAUCCUUGAAAGACCAACAUUAUCAGUAUUAUUGCACAGCCUCAAACGCUAAUGGAACAAAAUCCAGUGAAAUGGUCAAUGUGUCCAUCUGCAACAAUGUCAGGAACUGCAGAAAUGUGAUUGAAGUCAACAGCUUGGUUUCAGGUGCGUUGUGGGCAGAGAAAUAUGUGAGAGGAGUUGUGGGGAGAGCGAUCACAAUCGAUUGUCACUAUGCAGCAAAGUACCGCUCACACACAAAGUAUUGGUGCCGUGGGUGGACUAUCGGAUGUUCAGUUUUAGUGGAAACAAACGGGCAACACAGACGGAGGGGAAGAGUUUCAAUCACAGAUAACCCGGCACGGGGAAUAUUCACUGUUACUGUGGAGGAUCUUCACUCUGGAGAUACAGGAUGGUACAGCUGUGGAAUUACAGUAAUCGUCUUCGAUCCAUUAUUUAACGUACAUCUGCAAGUAUCUGACGGACCUGAAAACUCUACAUCAGAAUCAACAACAAUUGUGCUUUCUACAAAUGAGGAAAUAAGAUCCAAUGAGAGUCUAUUGGAACCUACUCAGUCCAGUUUCUUUGAAAGAUCCAUUUACAUCAUUGUGCUCAGUGUCAGUGGGAUUCUUCUCAUGGUGAUCUUCACUUGCCUACUUUGGUGCCUGAAGCGUAAAAACAGGAAAUCCAAGUGCAACACAUCUCCCAGAGGAGGCAACAAUGAAAUCCAGGAAUUGGCAGCACUGGAAGGGAACACCGUUUAUGAAACUCCACUGAAACCUCGAAACAGCAAGGCAGCUGCCCAGAUGGCUAACAAUGAAAAUGGAAUUGUGUAUGCAGAACUUCAAAUGGCAUCAACAGCGGAGCACUCCGUUAGCGAUGAGACCCCUGUCACCUACAUAGAUGUUAAAUUUCAAAGCAACAGACCAAGAGCCAGUCAGAAAGUUCCCUCUCCUGGCACUCCACAGGACUCUGCAUGGGCAAUAUAUGCCACCGUUGCUCUACUGCAGUGGGAGGCCUACCCAGGCAUUCUGGAGUCGAAAAUGAACCCACAAGUUCAUUUCCGAUCAUAUUUGAAGAAUUUACCUUUCAGUUUUAGGUGCAUCGUGGCGAGAGAUAUAGGUAAGUGGGGCAGUGGGAGGAGCGAUCACAAUCGAUUGUCGCUAUGCAGCAAUUACCGCUGGCGCUCAGAUUGUUGUUUCCGUGGGUGGAGUCGCCAGUGUUCAGUUUUAAGUGAGGAACAGGGACAGAGGGGAAGAGUAUCAAUCACAGAUAACCCGGCACGGAGCAUAUUUACUGUUACUGUGGAGGAUCUUCACUCUGGAGAUACAGGAUGGUACAGCUGUGGGAUUACAACACCCGGCCUGGAUCCAAUGUUUCCCGGACAUCUACAGGUCUCUGACGUUUCAGGUGCGUUGUGGGCAGAGAAAUAUGUCAGAGGAGUUGUGGGAAGAGCGAUCACAAUCGAUUGUCACUAUGCAGCAAGGUACCGCUCACACUCAAAGUACUGGUGCCAUGGGUGGACUCGCCAGUGUUCAGUUUUAGUGGAAACAAACGGGCAACACGGACGGAGGGGAAGAGUGUCAAUCACAGAUAACCCGGCACGGGGAAUAUUUACUGUUACUGUGGAGGAUCUUCACUCUGGAGAUACAGGAUGGUACAGCUGUGGAAUUACAACGCCUGGCCUGGAUCCAAUGUUUCACGUACAUCUACAGGUCUCUGACGAACCCGUGUCUGUUCCUGUGCUUGGAUUUCUGUCACCAGCGAAUGUCUCCUGUGUUGGGGGCUCAGUGUCAGUGUCCUGUGAGUCUGUCCAGGGAUCCCUUCCCAUUCAGUACACAUGGUAUGAAAAGACCCCGUCUAGGGAUUUAAAGAUCUCAGACACCAGUAAACUGGAUCUACGUUGUCAAUCCUCCAAACAGGAACACCAUCAAUAUUACUGCACAGCCUCAAAUAAUCGUGGAGCAAAAUCCAGUGAAAUGGUCAACGUGACAUUCUCCAACAGAAUAGGGAAUUGCAGUUAUUUGAUCCGAUUCCAUAACACUGGACCUGAAUAUUCUUGUGAAACUUCUACAACACAAUCAAUAACAAUGAAACAAUCUGUAAAUAAAGAAAGAAGGUCCAACUAUUCUUCAAAGCAAGCAACUCAAUCUGUUUCCAGUGAAAGCCUCAUUGACAUCAUUGUGCUCAGCACUGCUGGAGUUCUUCUCAUCGCAAUCUUCGCUUCCUUACUUUGGCACCUAAAGUGUAGAGAAUCCAAGUGGGAAACAUCUCCCAGACGAGGUGACAAGAAAAUCCAGGAAUUGGCAGCACUGGAAGGGAGCACUGUUCAUGCAACAACACUGAAACUUCAAAACAACAAGGCAGCUUUCCAGCUGCCAAACAAUGAAAAUGGAAUUGUGUACGCAGCAAUGCAAUUUCAAAGGAAGUCAAGUGCAGGGCACUCCGUUACCGAUGAAGCCACUGUCACCUACGCAGAUGUCAAAUUUCAAAGCAACAGCGCAAGGGCCAAUCAGAGAGCUCCCGACCCUGGCACUCCACAGAACUCUGCACAGUCAAUAUAUGCCACUGUUGCUUUUUAAGAAAACGAUUUACCUGGACCUGUGUUGUUUAUUUCUCCAGCUUCACUUCACUGUUGUAUUGAGGUUCCUCCACCAUAAUCUAUGCACAUACUUACCUUCUCGGGCUUUUUCAAACUAAUUCCUUUCAGUUCCUGAUCAUCAGCAAAUGUAACAAAUUGCCAUUAAAUUUCUGAGUCCAGGCCAUCUAUUCAAAUAACUGUCAUUUUACUUCUAGUACUAAA
Molecule: messenger RNA, 5507 nt
Organism: Pristis pectinata (smalltooth sawfish)
Lineage: Eukaryota; Metazoa; Chordata; Chondrichthyes; Rhinopristiformes; Pristidae
Exons: 24
Coding region: 1-5286 (1761 amino acids)
Source: RefSeq, a predicted model, not a curated record